Molecule: messenger RNA, 1119 nt
Organism: Hydractinia symbiolongicarpus
Lineage: Eukaryota; Metazoa; Cnidaria; Hydrozoa; Anthoathecata; Hydractiniidae
Exons: 2
Coding region: 678-1025 (115 amino acids)
Source: RefSeq, a predicted model, not a curated record
UGAGUACUUCACAAAAAAAGAAAAAAAUCCAUGUGAUCUAGUCAUGCCAGCUAGAUAUCAUUGCUCAAAACAACCUUAAAAUUACAAAAAAAUGUUACGAAAAUGUCAUAAUUUUGGCAUAUAGAGCCUUACAAGAAAUGCCAUAUCUUUAUUUAUAGUUGUUACUAGGAAAUGUGUAGCCCCUCUUUUUUUGCAGAAAGAAAAAACCAUCGUAUAUAAAGGUAGGAUAAAGGCUAUUGCUCAAAACUACCCUAAGUUUACAAAUGAAUUGUUACAGACAAACUCUAAUUUUUCCUUCUAGAGCUUCAAAAGAAAGGUUGUAUUUUUAUUCAUAGAUGUUGACAAGAAGUGUGUAACCUAAAUAGAAAGAACUUUUUGCAUUUAAUGAUCUAUACCUAGGCUAUAGGCUAUUGCUUGAAAGAACUUCUGCUGAGGAAAUAUAGGAUGCUUCGAAAUCAAACAAUUAAUAACAAGGAUUUAGCAGUAAAAGAUUUAGAUCAUAAAGCUUGGAGAACAAUUAAAUUACCUAUUUUAGAAAAAAGUAUUUUGAAGUAUCUGCGAAGCCAUUGCAUUGUUGAUAAUGUGAAAUCAUUGCAUUGGUGAUAAUAAUAAUAGAAUGUCUAAUAGAAUGCAAAUAGAAUUUACAGAAAAAAGAUGACAACGGCUUUGAUGAUGAAAUGCUUGCUACAGCUCAGAAUCAGGUCAUCCAGCAAACAUCAAAAGAAGUACUUCUUAAACUUGAAAAUACAUAUCAAGUUGAUGAAUGGAUAACUUUGCGCUUUGGGAAUACUUGGUUUCCGGCUCAAGUUGUAGAGGCAGAUGAUGAGGGUAUUGUAGCAAGUUGUAUGCAUUAUGCCAUGGGCGAUGGAAACAAUGCAUUUAUUUUUCCAAAUCCAAAAGAUCAAGGGUUCUACGAUCUUGAUGAUAUUAUUUGCAAAAUUUCAGCACCAACUCCAAAGAAUAAUAGAUAUUUUUGGUUAACCUCUGAAGAUUUCAAAAACGCUAGCACAGGAUUUAUUAAUUAGUUUAUCUUACAUUAUCUUAUUACUUUUUUGUUGUUUCAAAUUUAUGUUGUUUUUUGAUGGUUUACAAAAUAUAAUAUAAUUUGUAAGUAAACAA